This is a messenger RNA of Ostrea edulis (European flat oyster), 2323 nucleotides long. RefSeq names its product kettin homolog. Bases 293 to 709 code for a protein of 138 amino acids. Lineage: Eukaryota; Metazoa; Mollusca; Bivalvia; Ostreida; Ostreidae. The record is from RefSeq and is a predicted model, not a curated record. The transcript has 5 exons.
UGUUGAUGAAAAAUGUUAAAAGUUGUAUGUUCUAAACCAACACGUGAUAAUGUGUCUCUUAUUGUAGUCAUGAGACCGCCACUUACAACUUCAGUCUCCACAAAGGAUACUUAUGAUUAUGUAUAUGUCCCAUUACUGUGUGAGCUGAAGUCCAAGGGCCAAGAAUUUCCCUUAACAUUAGUAUGGUAGUGGAAAUAUGGACUGGGUUGGUUACUGUUUCAAACUGGCAUGUAAAAUUUUAGGAACAGACAUGUUUGUUGGAGACUAAGAGGCCAAGAACCAACGCGUAGCAAUGUACCAUUCCUGCAUUGAGAAGGGAGAUGAGACAAUUAAACCUGCCUUUAGUCCAGAAAUGCCAACUACAGCCUGGACAUGGAAGAAUGCUCCUGGGAACCUCACUUGUGAAGUGGAAGGAGACCCAAGACCCACGGUUAAAUGGUUUACUAUUCCUAAUGAAAGUGGAGAAAGAACACAAAUUUCUGAAGGAGGAUUUUACUCAUUCAGCACCAAGUAUAAGGGAUUAAAUACUGUUAUUAGUACUUUAAGAGUUGUCUAUGAUUUCAGCACACCACUAGGAGAAUAUCUUUGUAAAGCCACAAUUAAUUUAGGGAGCACUAACAGAACAAUUAGACUGAGGAAAGCAGAUUCCAUAGCCCUUUGGAGUGGUGAUACUUUUUCACUAGUACUCAGGGGAAUGUUGCACCGUUGAUUUCUACAAGACUUAUUUGGUUGCCUUUAAUGCAACGCAGGACUAUUCUAACGAAAAAUUACCGAAAUAUGGGAACCAAGUCGUCGGCAUGAACAAGCUUAAAUCUAUGAUGAAAGUGAUCUGUACCAAAACAGAAAUAUCAGGAAAAUAAAGCGACCAAUCUGGGAAAUGCACGUGCCUCAUCGAGUGAGAAAAGAAAGCGCAAGGAGAUGGAAGACAAUACAUGGAAACUGAAAAUAAUGUUUGUCGUCCAAAGAAAAUGUCCCUGUCCAUCACUUCCGAAAGUUUUUGCGAUAUGAAUAAUAGACAGCAUUUUCAAAUUUGUAAUAUUUCUUUCAAUAUUUGAAAUGUAAAUAUUUAAAAUGCAAGAUAAAGACAACAUUUGGCAAGAUUCAGUUUACUUGUUGCCAGUGCUCCCACUGGACCAGAAUUCCCUUUCGGCACAAAUAAUCACAUGCUUUACAAUUAUUUCCAUCAUAUUAUAUAUUAUUUUAUUCAUUACACUUAUUUUAGCAUUUUGAAUCAGUUACAUUACUUAAUCAUAUCCAGCUACCAUACUUAAACACUUCUUUCUGAAAUAAUAAGUUGAUUUGUUUGAUAAAUUCUAUUAUGGAAAUCAAAAUUCAGAUAAUAAAUCAUAUAAAUAUAAACUUCAUGAUGCUACACCCCUCCGUGAAAACAUUGUGUACAUUGGCCGAAAUACAGAUGUCACAAAACAUCAAGCCCAAUUUAGAGUCGUAUCUCAACCAUUCCCUAUUAAAUUUCCGUUUUUGUAUGGAAGAUUUUGCAAUUUGGAGAGAAUCAGAUGUUUGAGCAGGUGGGGUUGACUGUAAAGCCAAACAUAGAUAUUUUUUAAUUUUAGACUGACUAGGGUCAGAAGCUACAAGUUUAGUGUCAAAAUAGAAUGGGGUGCAUAGUCUUAUGAGAUUAGCAUUUUUAUACUUUUGCGCACCGAACUUCAAAGAAAAUUAUUUAUUAAAAUUGCUAUGUCCAUAUCAAUGGUGACCGACCGCAUUGUUUAUGAAAUAUUCGAACUAAAAUCAAACACAUCAAAAUCAAAAUCUUGUAAUCAACAAGUUUGGCCGCAAAAACAAACAAUUGAUGUAUUCAUAUAUACAUUAUACACAAUAAUACGGCCAAUUUAAUUACCGGUCGGUUCUCUGGUUAAGAAUUGACAUUAAUGUGGAGAUGAUAACACGAUAAUGAAUAAGACUUUAAAUGUUAAACAAUUGACCACAGCAGGGUAAACAGCUGUCCGAUGUACUUUAUGUGAUAAUCACCGACUUUUUUGCAGCCAUAAAUUACCUGAGGCUGUGACCAGCUCUGUGUGCACUGGAGCGACGCGAGAUUUCCGGUCGCACGUGUUGACUGAAUAAACAGAUUUUGACUGCAUAAACAAACAGGCGAUAAUGUGUCACUGACAAAGGAUUAGAAAUACAAUUUAUUGCAAAAAGGGAUUUUCGCCACUUUCAAUUUUUUUUCGCCAUUGGCGAAAAUGGCGAAGCCCAGCUCGAGCACUGCUUGUUGCAAGCAUUAAUAAAAAUGUUGUUAAAGAUUGUUUCCCUUCAUUCAGAAGGAGCUGGAACUUCUGUAAUACAGUUACAUAUACAUGUA